Molecule: messenger RNA, 917 nt
Organism: Eutrema salsugineum
Lineage: Eukaryota; Viridiplantae; Streptophyta; Magnoliopsida; Brassicales; Brassicaceae
Product: probable E3 ubiquitin-protein ligase XBOS34
Exons: 1
Coding region: 174-818 (214 amino acids)
Source: RefSeq, a predicted model, not a curated record
UGCGAGACACAAAGAUCUAAACAAUCUCUCUCUCUUUUUCAGUUUCUCGCUCUCUCUCUCUUUCUCUCUCGGGGGGAGUCUCUCACAUGGCGGAGCUGAUUCGUCUGUUUUACUGGUGAUUCUGUUUCGCCAUCGGAGAAUUUCAUUUUAGAGUUUCCUUCACUGAAUCGGUAAUGAGUGAACUCGAUAUCGGAACGAGUCAGAGGAUGACGGAGACACACCGUACGACGACGUUUCUCGAUUUGCUCCGACGCCAGAUGAGCGGUCACGAUCGCACCAGGAGAAAGCGGACUCUGAAAGAACGGUUGAGAUUCAAAUGCAUCGGAUGCUGUGGGCCCACCUGCUGUCUCCGUCUAACUAACAACACUUCCCUUCACAGUCCCAGCUCAAGAGAGGAAGACGAAAUCGAAGAGCAAGGUGAAACAGAAACCCGAUUCGUUCCUCAAACGGACUUUGGAUCGGGUUCGGGUAUGAAUCUCGCGACGGCGUUAGAGGCGGAGAGAUAUAGCCGUGGAGAUCCGACGGAGGCGGAGGUUGACAUGACGCCGACGAGAGUUUCGUUGAUGAGAUUGCUGGAUGAGACGGCGGAGAAAGUCGCUGAUGACGGAGGAGAGACGGAGAUACUAACGGCGUCCAUGGGGACGACGUUAACGGGUAAUGAUUCGGUGUGUUGCGUGUGUAUGGGAAGAAAGAAAGGCGCGGCGUUUAUCCCAUGUGGACAUACUUUUUGCAGAGUGUGCUCUAGAGAGCUGUGGCUGAACCGAGGCUCGUGUCCUCUUUGCAACCGUCCGAUCAUCGAGAUCCUCGACAUAUUCUGAAACGAAUCGGACGGCUGAAAGUUCUCGAUCCACGUGAUUAAACUGAGCAGAGGCGUAGACACCAGAUUUAUCUACGGUUUGUUACUUUGUACGUUUCUG